CAGACAUGUGGCUGCUGUCCUGACAGCGUGUCUGUGCAGGAUAGUGUUUGGCCUCCCACAAAGUGGUGCAGUCAUCAGCUGCAGUUGACCCCGGGCUUUACUGCUGUUUUGGCUCUCCUUCUUUGGAUGUGCUUGACACCUGCUCGUCGCACCACGGCCUCCUCAGUACACCCUGCUGCCCUAGGGCCUGAUGGACCACCCAGGCUCCUUGAGAAGUGUGGCUCUCCUGCAUCGAGCCUAGGAGCUUGGGCAUGCGCCGUGCUUGGGCAUUUUUAGAAAUGCAGAUGCACUUUUCUUUCUGAUUUUCCUCUUUUUUUCCUUCUUCUGUUCGAUUGCGUUUAAUAGUGAUUACGUUGCUUUAUUGUUUUCUGUUCUAUCCCUUUGGUUCUUGUUAUUUUGUAAUGAUUUGUUUUUUUCAUUUCGUAUAAAUUACUUUGUUCCUCUUUUCGUUUGAAUAUUUAGGUAUUGGGUUUUUGUUUUCAGGGUAUGAGGGCUGCCAUCAUUUUGUGAGUUUAAUUGUUGAUUUUCUUUUCUUUUGACAGGUGCUGGGGCCCCCAGAGCGGCAGCGGUUCCCUGGUGGUGGUUCCGUUUUCACUUUUUGGUUUGCGUGUCACGGGUGCUGUGUGUUUUUGGAUCCUCCCCCCUUUCUGUUACCGCUGUCGUGCUUUGCUCUGCUGAUCUGGUCCACAUACCAUCAGAACAUCUGGCGGCUCUGCAGCUCUGAGAGAUAUCCAACGCGUUUCAGCACAUUUCAGCCACAUUUCAGCCACAAGCGACAAACACGCCUCAGAAAUGGCCCACAGUCAGAAUCCCAGAGGCAGAAGAGGAUUUCCUGGCAACCCUCGCCGGAGAUUCAACAUUCCUCAGGAGCUUCUAGAAAUGCGCUCCCACAUCGACCAGCUCCUGGAGACGCUUCACAACAGAGAAAUGGAGAUGCUGGCUAUGAAAACUGCUCUGAGGGAGCAGGAUGAGCAGCAGGAGGGGAAGGAGGUCCUCCAGGCAAGAAUCCAGCUCCUCCAGGAGAAAAACGAGUCCCUCCAGGCGAGGAGCCAGUUCCUUCAUUCGAGGAACGAGUUCCUUGAGGCCCAGAACCAGUCCGUUUUGGAGGAGAACCAGACCUUAAAGGAGGGGAAGCAGUUCCUCCAGGAGCAGAACCACAUCCUCCAGGAGCAGAACCGCAUCCUCCAGGAGGACAACAAGACCCUGCAGGAACAGAACCAAACUCUAAAGGAGGAAAAGCAGUUCCUGCAGGAGCAGAACCACAUCCUCCAGGAGCAGAACCACAUCCUCCAGGAGCAGAACUGCAUCCUCCAGGAGCAGAACCGCAUCCUCCAGGAGGACAACAAGACCCUGCAGGAACAGAACCAAACUCUAAAGGAGGAAAAGCAGUUCCUGCAGGAGCAGAACCACAUCCUCCAGGAGGAGAAGCACACCCUCCAGGAGCAGAACCAGACUCUCCAGGCAGAGAAGACCAAGAUCAAAGACACUAACAAGAUCUUGGUGGAGACUAUAAAGGCCAGGAGAAAACUGAAGGGAGGCUUCAGGAAGCUGUUCAGAGGAGGAGAGAAAAAAAAGACUGUAAAUGCCACAGAGGAGACAAAGAAGGUUGUUGUGAUGGAGACGAGGGAUUUGUUCGGCAGAUGGACGGUGUUACAUUUAAAGAACAGCUCUGGGGUGAAGGAGGUGGUCACCACCAUUGAGGGAAACAUGACUGUUUCCAAGGUGGAAGUGCUGGAGGAAGGAGAAGAGCUCAAGAGGAAGGUGACCGAAUUAGAGGCACUGGCGAUAAGACAGUCAGAGGGAGCAGCUUCUGAAGAGCAGGAGGAGUUUUCAUGUUGA
This is a messenger RNA of Salarias fasciatus (jewelled blenny), 1839 nucleotides long. Its product is annotated as ninein-like. The record is from RefSeq and is a predicted model, not a curated record. The coding region runs from base 793 to 1839 and encodes 348 amino acids. The transcript has 4 exons. NCBI's taxonomy places the organism in Eukaryota, Metazoa, Chordata, Actinopteri, Blenniiformes, Blenniidae.